AAAAAAGCACAAAGCCCACCCAUCCCUCGCCAUUCCUGCUGCGCGCCUGAGCGCCUCCCUCACCUCCGCCCCAAAUCCCAAACCCUAGCGCCCCCAGACCGCCAGAUCCCUCCCCUCCCGGCGCCCUCGCCGCCAUGCGGAUUCGAAAGAGCGCCUCCCGCCUCCUCGGCUCCGCCUACUCCGCCUCCGCCUCCGCCCCGGCGGCCCCGGGCCCCGACGCGGCGCCCCCAUUCGAGCUCCCACCCCAGCCGCCGCCGCCGCACCUGGUGCCGUGCUCCGCGCCCGAAUACUGCGGCGGGGGCGGCUUCGCGACUGCCUCCGGGGAGCCCUGCGAGCUCAGCCGCUCGCCGUGGGACCUCAUUGCCGAGCUCAGCCUCUCCGAUCCCCAGGUGGAAGAUGACCUCUUGGACAAGUACUUCGUCCAUGUCGCGUGCCGGGCUAGCUGGCUCUUCACGGCCAGCAUGCCCGCCGCCUCCGUGAAGAAGGAGAAGCUGGCCGUGGCCACGGCUAGCGAUGGCAGCACGCAGCCACGGCGUGAGGUUGCGAAGAAAGUGCCAAAGAAGGUUGCAAUGAGUAAGGAGAAGGAGAAUAAGGAGGGCGAGACCAAGAAGAAGGCAAAGGUUAAGAAAGAGGACGGCGAGGACGGAGCAGCACAGGUCUGGAAGUGCAAGAAGAACGACGGCAAGAGGUGGCACUGCCACCGGAUAGUGAGCCGCCCCAACACCCUCUGCAAGUACCACUUCGAGCAGAAGCGCUCCUACUUGAACCCAGAGUUUGCUUCGGCAGUGGUGGCAGAGGCAUCGCCGCCUCUGGCAGCAGCCUCCAAGCCCGCCGCCACUAGCUUCAAGCCACGAAAGAAGAAGUCGAGCGAUGAUUUCGGGGCAACCGAGGGCUUCUACUACUACGCUGGGUUUGGCCCGUUCCGCAGCAAGAGGCACUGCAGGAGCACCAUGCACGACUCUGUGCCUGCUGCAAAGCAAGAAGAAGAGGAGGAACCGCCCCGAGAUGCUUCUCCCCCGAAUCAAGCUCAGGCUGAUGACGAUGUUACCAAGCGGGCAGCCGCAGCUCGUGAUGACGAUGUGUCUAGCUGCGAUGACAUCGCCGGGAUCGCUGGUGGCGACGAGGAGAGCAGCGACGACGGGCUCGGCACCCCUGGCCGCAACAUGAACGGCAACGUUGAGCAUCGAGUGGGCAAUGGUGACCUGAAGACGAAGAACCCGUGGAAGCGGUGGAGGAAGCCCGUGAAGGCGCGGUCGCUCAAGUCCUUGAUGUGAGCAAGUGCGUACGUGCUCUAACACAUCCGUGGUGUAGAAGAGAAGUUAGCUAGCUAGGCAGGUUGGCUCAGCUUAGUUUCUUCCGGUUUUGUUGUUUGGCUUGACUUGUCGUAUAAGCUCCUUGACUUCUAUUUGCAUUUUGUUUUGUUGUUCCAUGGUUAGUCCUUGA
Molecule: messenger RNA, 1443 nt
Organism: Phragmites australis (common reed)
Lineage: Eukaryota; Viridiplantae; Streptophyta; Magnoliopsida; Poales; Poaceae
Exons: 2
Coding region: 135-1274 (379 amino acids)
Source: RefSeq, a predicted model, not a curated record